Eremothecium gossypii ATCC 10895 is the source of this 1824-nucleotide messenger RNA. RefSeq names its product Fe-S cluster-binding ribosome biosynthesis protein (gene RLI1). Lineage: Eukaryota; Fungi; Ascomycota; Saccharomycetes; Saccharomycetales; Saccharomycetaceae. The transcript has a single exon. The record is from RefSeq and is marked provisional. The coding region runs from base 1 to 1824 and encodes 607 amino acids. Gene Ontology annotation, biological process: ribosomal subunit export from nucleus; translational termination; translational initiation. Gene Ontology annotation, molecular function: iron ion binding; ATP binding; ribosomal small subunit binding.
AUGUCGGACAAGAAUACUCGUAUUGCGAUAGUUAGCGACGAUAAAUGUAAGCCCAAGAAGUGCAGGCAGGAAUGUAAACGUUCUUGUCCGGUCGUCAAAACUGGGAAGCUGUGUAUCGAGGUGGCGCCCACGUCCAAGGUUGCAUUUAUUUCGGAGAACUUGUGUAUUGGGUGUGGUAUCUGUGUGAAGAAGUGUCCGUUCGGGGCCAUCACCAUUAUCAAUUUGCCCACCAACCUGGACUCGCAGGUGACGCACCGUUACUCGGCCAACUCUUUCAAGCUACAUCGGCUGCCCACACCGAGACCUGGGCAGGUGCUGGGGCUAGUUGGUACCAACGGUAUCGGGAAGUCCACUGCGCUAAAGAUCCUGGCGGGGAAGCAGAAGCCUAAUCUAGGGCGGUACGAUGACCCACCUGAGUGGUCGGACAUCAUCAAGUACUUCCGUGGGUCGGAGCUGCAGAACUACUUCACCAAGAUGCUGGAGGACGACAUCAAGGCGAUCAUCAAGCCGCAGUACGUGGACAACAUUCCACGGGCGAUCAAGGGUCCGUUACAGAAGGUGGGCGAGCUACUGAAGGCACGUAUGGAGAAGCCCGAGGCCGACGUGAAAAUGUACAUCAAGAUCCUCGAGCUGCAGAACGUGUUGAAGAGAGAUGUGUCUGCUCUAUCCGGUGGUGAGUUGCAGCGGUUUGCGAUUGGGAUGUCGUGUGUGCAACAGGCCAACGUGUACAUGUUUGACGAGCCAUCGUCCUACCUGGAUGUGAAACAACGUCUGAACGCAGCAUUGAUAAUCAGAUCCUUACUAGACCCUACAACUUACGUUAUUUGCGUGGAACAUGACUUGUCGGUGCUUGACUAUCUAUCCGAUUUCAUCUGUAUCUUAUACGGUGUUCCAUCUGUCUACGGUGUUGUUACAUUGCCAUCGUCUGUGCGGGAAGGUAUCAACAUCUUCUUGGAUGGCCACAUUCCUUCGGAGAACCUGCGGUUCAGAACCGAGGCGCUGCAGUUCCGUCUUGCUGAAGCCGGUGAGGAACUACACUCCGAUGCCAUGCGCGCCUUCCAAUACCCACCAAUGAAGCGUACACAAGGCGAUUUCGUUUUGAAUGUGGAGCCAGGUGAGUUCUCGGACUCUGAAAUUUUGGUCAUGAUGGGAGAAAACGGUACUGGUAAGACUACGUUAAUCAAACUGCUGGCAGGCGCCAUCGCGGCGGAUGAUGGAAAGGAUAUCCCUAAGCUCAAUGUUUCCAUGAAGCCACAGAAGAUUGCACCAAAGUUCCCAGGUACAGUUCGCCAGCUUUUCUUCAAGAGAAUCAGAGCGCAAUUCUUGAACCCGCAGUUCCAGACAGAUGUCUGUAAACCAUUGAGAAUUGACGAUAUCAUUGACCAAGAGGUGCAGCAUCUAUCCGGUGGUGAGUUGCAGAGAGUGGCCAUUGUGUUGGCUCUUGGAUUGCCUGCCGACAUAUAUUUGAUCGAUGAGCCAUCCGCAUACUUGGAUUCUGAACAGCGUAUCAUUUGUUCUAAAGUUAUCAGACGGUUUAUCCUACACAACAAAAAGACUGCAUUCAUUGUGGAGCACGAUUUCAUCAUGGCUACCUACUUAGCCGAUAAGGUCAUUGUAUUCGAGGGUACGCCAUCCAAGAAUGCGUACGCUAGAACUCCAGAAAGUUUAUUAACUGGUUGUAACAAAUUCUUGAAGAACUUGAAUGUCACCUUCAGAAGAGAUCCAAACUCCUUUAGACCAAGAAUUAACAAGUUGGAUUCUCAAAUGGACAAGGAGCAAAAAUUGUCCGGUAAUUACUUCUUUUUGGACACGGCUUCUGUUUAA